GAGGGUCACUCUGCCUCAGAUUCAGCCACCAAGUUACUGCAAAAUUUGAGUUCCAGAGUGAAGUUGUCAAGAGUCAAGCAUGUCCUGCCUCAUUUCCCUUGAUCUUUUCUACGGACAAAUGCAUAAAUUUCUGUCUGUAGGAUACAGGUUUCGCCCCACCGACGAUGAACUUGUCAAUCAUUACUUAAGAGGACAAAUCUUCGGAUACAACGCUGAUACCUGCGUUAUUCCUGUGAUCCAUGGUCUGUACAAUAUCGAUCCCUGGGAUUUACCCCUCAGGUUCAGAGCAUUCUCAAUUGUGAGGGCCAAGGAGGCGGAGUGGUGGUUCUUGACUCGUCUUUCGUUCAAGACUGAAAGUCGUAGUAAGUUUGACCGACAAACCCAGUCCGGUCAUUGGAAAUCGACCGGUCAAGAGAAGAAGAUCAAUGCCAAAGGUACUAAAGAGUUGAUUGGGACUAUGAGGAAUUUAGUUUUCACGGAAAAUGAUGGUUCAAGCCGCAAAGAGACGCCGCCGACGGUAUGGGUCAUGCAUGAAUAUCGACUAAAUGACUGCAAUUUCGGGACCAACUCUCUUGACCAGCAGAAUUUUGUGCUUUGCCACCUUAUAAACAGACGAGAUGAGUUCAUCCAUGAUUCAGUCUCUGCUGAAGCUGGAUCGAUGUCACUGUUCACGAACAUGGACAAUGACAAACUACAGAAUAACAUUCCAGAGGUCAGUACUAACAUGCCUUGUGGUCUGCUUUCAACUGCGUAA
This is a messenger RNA of Rhodamnia argentea, 754 nucleotides long. RefSeq names its product protein NTM1-like 9. Gene Ontology annotation, molecular function: DNA binding. The record is from RefSeq and is a predicted model, not a curated record. Gene Ontology annotation, biological process: regulation of DNA-templated transcription. The transcript has 3 exons. NCBI's taxonomy places the organism in Eukaryota, Viridiplantae, Streptophyta, Magnoliopsida, Myrtales, Myrtaceae. Bases 80 to 754 code for a protein of 224 amino acids.